Molecule: messenger RNA, 2032 nt
Organism: Rhopilema esculentum
Lineage: Eukaryota; Metazoa; Cnidaria; Scyphozoa; Rhizostomeae; Rhizostomatidae
Source: RefSeq, a predicted model, not a curated record
CUAUCUACAUGGUUUUAAUUCAGAUUAACACCUUUUCAUAUUGGUAUGGUACCAGUAUCAUGUAAACAGAUGUCCUAAAAACAAAGGAUAUCAUGCCGUUGUCAUUUCAUGCGGCUGUGGUACCGACAUUGUGUAAGCUUUGAAUUUCUGCACAAAGCCGUCAACACGGUUGUGUUAUUGCCAAAAAGAAGUGGCAGCUAAAGAAUUGUUGUGAAGGGUUCCAAAGAAAUCUCAAAAGGCAACAGAGAAGAUGCAGAAUUUUAUCUGGCUGCAUUAAUUAUCAAUGGCCAAGCAAGAUUCAAAACAGAAAUUUACCCCUACUCCACCAACAUCAGCAAGACCACUUUCUAGUAGAAGGGUCGUCAGGAGGUCAUCUUCUUUGAAUAAUGAUCAGAAGGGAACUGGACUGAGCAGCACAGAAAUUAGCAGAGACACAUCAAUCGUAUCUUCCUCAGGGAGAAAGUCUUCAUUUUCAAAUUAUGGUGUUCUUCCUCCUAUUGACAGCUCGAUUGACAGUGAUCAAAAGUCUUGUAAAAAACUCAAUGAAGAAAGAAAAAACACAAACUCAAAGAUGACUGGCAGCCAUGACUGUCAUUGUGAUUCACGAAACCAGAAAAUUGCUAAUCAUGGACCUGAUACCUUUGGAAAAAGAUCAAAUUUUGGUGCUGAUGAAACUAAAAAACAAAAGGAAGAUCACCAAUUGUCUGAACAGAUAAUAAUAAAAAGCACUAAGGACAUCAACAAUUUUCAUUCCUCCACCAAUAAAUCCAUUGACACGACAAACAAAGUCAAGAAAGACAGGAGGCUUUACCGCAAGGGCGAUAUUUUUAAAAGUUCGUCAAGUAUUGAAUUUUCUUCCAGUUCUGGUAAAAGAAGAGAGAUUCCGGGGAAUCCCUUGUUUACUGCCCCUGCCGAAGCAGACAAGACAAAAAAUGAUAGAUUAUUAUUGGCAUUUAGAACCCCUUCUGGAGAGAGACUGGAGAGGUAUUUCAGUCCAACAGAUCGCAUUGGCGAUGUCCUUGCUUUUUUAGGAAACACGAUCGAAACCCAAAGUAAUGACGAAAAUGUACAGAAUCUAGAACUGUUCACUAACGAUGUCCCGAAAAGGAAGUUAGAUGAUUUAGAAGUAACUCUUAGUGAAUGCAGGCUUUCAAAUCGGACUGUUCUCAAUGUAUUGAUAUUGGAAGAUUCGUAAUAAAGAUAGAAUAUUGAAUCGGUCUGUCUCAGUGAGAUGACUAAUAUUCUAUUCACCUCAUUAGUCUAUCUAUGUAUAGCUAUAAGGACAAGGGUCGUGCACUCAAGGUUGUAAUUGGGCCAAAAUGUUUUAUCGAGGGCCAGAAUUAAGAAUUGCACCACUUGGGUAACAAAGAAGCCAAUUUUGGGAACACUGUCGACGUUUUAUUGGAGACUGAGGAAAGCUUGUUUUUCAGCUUGUUCACUGAAGGUCUGCAAUUUCGAGGGAGUGGUUUGGAAAUAAACACAACUCGCUUUGUAAUGCUUUGUUACUGCCGCGAGUAUUGGCACAGAUCUGUGGUAGUUGGCGUGUUGCUCCAGAUGACUGGUCAAUUAACUUUUACUAGUAUUGAUAAAAUGUUUCCAAUUUAAUUUCCAAAAUAAUACAAUUUGCUGUUUCUUCGUACAUUAGAACUGAAAUAAAACACGAUAUUAAGUCUAAUUAUUUACUCAAAGUCAUGUGGUCUUCAAGAUUUUGUGGUCUUCUCUUCGCAAAAGGCAUUUUUAAGUUGCCCAUCUAAUUCAGAACAACUUAAAAAUCGUUAUGAUAUUCUUUAAAGACUGUUCUCUCAAAAUGUAACGCUUGGAUAAAAAUGGAAAACCAUGCUAUAUUCCGACAAGAUCAGAAAUUCUCCGACAAAAUAGCUGUUUAGCUUUGCAGAGGGGUUUUGGCCCCCCUGACCUCCCAUUAUCUACUCCACUGCAUAAAAGCAAUAAUGUUUAACAAGGGCCAUGAACUUAAGAUAGUAUUAAAACUAAUAUGAACAAGUAAAAUAAAUAGUAACAAUAGAUCUAAAAA